This is a messenger RNA of Cucurbita moschata (crookneck pumpkin), 2060 nucleotides long. RefSeq names its product probable alkaline/neutral invertase D. The transcript has 5 exons. Lineage: Eukaryota; Viridiplantae; Streptophyta; Magnoliopsida; Cucurbitales; Cucurbitaceae. The coding region runs from base 396 to 2060 and encodes 554 amino acids. Gene Ontology annotation, biological process: sucrose catabolic process. The record is from RefSeq and is a predicted model, not a curated record. Gene Ontology annotation, molecular function: sucrose alpha-glucosidase activity; endo-alpha-N-acetylgalactosaminidase activity.
UGGCCGCGUUUUAUUAAUUAUUUAUUCUGCAACGGCAGAGUUGUCAGAGGGGCACCAGAAAACUGCGUCGUUUUGUCCACGUCGGACACAGGUCACCGGCAGUUCCCGGUGGCGGCAAACUCUCUCUCCUUACAUUUGGAACUCCGAUGUGUUAGUUUGGAAUUGGAUUAGAGAGAGAAAUACGGACUAGGACCGGUCCCCUUCCCGCUUCCUCAGCUAUAAAUACCAGCUGUUGACAAACUGUCUUUUUUUUUUUCCCUUUUUCCUCUUGUUUUCCCCCCCGUUCGCUCUCCCCAACUUUCUUCCUUCUCCGGCGACCAUUUCCCGGCCAAAUCGCCGCCGCUCAUUCUGAUUUCUCCUCUUCCUCAUUUCUGCUCUCUCAGAGGAAAAAGGAAAUGGAUGGGAUUGGACUUCGAUAUGUGGGCUCUCAUUGCUCAAUGUCUGAGAUGGAUGAGCAUGAUUUUUCUCGAUUUCACGAUAAGCCUAAGCUCAAUAUUGAGAGGCAAAGAUCAUUUGAUGAGAGGUCCCUCAGCGAGCUGUCCAUCAUCCUUGCUAAGGGAGGCUUGGACAACUUUGAGAGCUCCUAUUCACCUGGUGGAAGGUCAGGAUUUGAUACCCCAGCUUCAUCUACCAGAAACUCAUUUGAGCCCCACCCAAUGAUUGCUGAAGCAUGGGACUCUUUGCGGAGAUCCUUGGUGCAUUUUCGGGGCCAACCAGUUGGAACUCUUGCAGCUAUUGAUCAUGCCUCAGAGGAAGUUUUGAAUUAUGAUCAGGUUUUUGUUCGGGAUUUUGUACCAAGUGCUUUGGCUUUCCUGAUGAAUGGGGAACCUGAAAUUGUUAAGAACUUCCUGUUAAAGACUCUGCAGCUUCAGGGAUGGGAAAAAAGAAUAGACAGAUUCAAGCUUGGGGAAGGUGCAAUGCCAGCUAGCUUUAAGGUUCUUCAUGAUCCUGUUAGAAAAACCGAUACCAUUGUUGCUGAUUUUGGAGAGAGUGCGAUAGGAAGAGUUGCUCCUGUUGACUCUGGAUUCUGGUGGAUCAUUCUGCUCCGUGCUUAUACAAAGUCAACUGGGGAUCUAACUCUGGCUGAAACACCAGAGUGUCAGAAGGGAAUGAGACUUAUUUUAACUUUAUGUCUGUCGGAGGGGUUUGAUACAUUCCCAACUCUACUUUGUGCUGAUGGUUGCUCCAUGAUUGAUCGAAGGAUGGGUAUAUAUGGUUAUCCUAUAGAAAUUCAAGCCCUUUUCUUUAUGGCCUUGAGAUGUGCUCUGGCUAUGCUAAAACAUGAUGCUGAAGGAAAAGAGUGCAUAGAGCGUAUUGUGAAGCGUCUGCAUGCUUUAAGUUAUCACAUGAGGAGUUAUUUCUGGCUUGAUUUCCAGCAACUAAAUGACAUCUACCGUUACAAAACCGAAGAAUAUUCACAUACAGCUGUAAAUAAGUUUAACGUCAUCCCUGAUUCUAUCCCAGAUUGGGUGUUUGAUUUUAUGCCCACACGUGGCGGGUAUUUUGUUGGUAACGUUAGUCCUGCAAGAAUGGAUUUCAGAUGGUUUACUCUAGGUAAUUGUGUUGCAAUUCUAUCAUCUCUUGCCACCCCUGAGCAAUCAAUGGCUAUUAUGGAUCUUAUUGAAGCACGCUGGGAGGAGCUGGUUGGAGAAAUGCCUUUGAAAAUAUCAUAUCCUGCUAUAGAAAGUCAUGAGUGGCGAAUUACUACUGGUUGUGAUCCCAAGAAUACCAGGUGGAGCUACCAUAAUGGUGGAUCUUGGCCAGUGCUACUAUGGCUGCUAACAGCCGCUUGCAUUAAAACCGGACGACCGCAGAUUGCUAGAAGAGCCAUCGAGCUUGCCGAGAGUCGUUUGCUGAAGGAUAGUUGGCCUGAAUACUAUGAUGGAAAGUUAGGAAGAUACAUCGGAAAACAAGCAAGGAAAUACCAGACAUGGUCGAUAGCAGGAUACUUAGUUGCAAAGAUGAUGUUGGAAGAUCCAUCACAUUUGGGGAUGAUUUCACUUGAAGAGGACAGGCAAAUGAAACCACUGAUCAAGAGAUCAUCAUCAUGGACCUGCUGA